Messenger RNA from Mytilus californianus (California mussel), 1254 nucleotides. RefSeq lists its product as uncharacterized. The record is from RefSeq and is a predicted model, not a curated record. The transcript has 2 exons. The coding region runs from base 228 to 1151 and encodes 307 amino acids. Lineage: Eukaryota; Metazoa; Mollusca; Bivalvia; Mytilida; Mytilidae.
ACAGACUGUCUUAUAUUAACAUGUGUGUGUUAUAGAAACAGGGUCAAUAUUGUGUUUUAUAAUAUUCUAUCUAAAAAAUAAGGUUGGAGUACUUAUCCUUAAGGAUAAAGAUUAACGAGAAACCAAUUCAAGAAAUAUCUCAAACUAUUUAUUCAAUUUGAAAUAAUUUACAACAUUGAAUUCAUAUUUUUGAACGGAAAAAGCAAAGGAUUACCAACUAUAAUAUAAUGUCGCAUUCGACCGACAGUAAUUCUGAAAACAUAUCUACUCUCAGUGUAAUUUUACCCGACGAAAGUUCGUGUUUAUUAACCGACAUUUGCAUAGAACGCGAAUAUUUCAUUGUUGUCGAUAAUGUAAACAGACGGGUUAAACGUUAUAGAAAAGGUGAUAAUUGCUUGCAGGAUUACAUCUUUUUAGAAGAUCCAUGUGGGAUUUGCAAAUUAUUUUUAUCUUCUCAUAUUGUAGUUACAGAACCGUGCAAUAAACAAUUGACGUAUGUCAGCGUAGAGGGUAAUAUGAUCCUCAGUUCUCGAAGGAAGACUAACAAAAAGUAUAGUGCAAUCCGCUGCUUGGACGAAACAAGGCUUGUGGUUGGUUGUUGUGAACUGGCCAAUGCUUCAGUUGACAUACUAGAUUAUACUGGGAAAGUCCAACGGACUAUAAAUAGCAACGAGAAAGAAUAUCCCCUCUUUGUAACACCUGCUUGCUUGGCUUGUUUCAACGAGGAAUAUAUAGUUAUUUCUGAUUCGGGAACAAGGAAUGUGACGUGUAUAAACAAAAAUGAUAAAGUUGAAUGGAUUAUUGAACUCAAAUGUUCCCCAAGUGGUGUUUGUGUGUCCAAAUCAGGAACUGUGUACAUUUGUUUGUACAAUGAGAAUAAAAUUGUGACGGUUGAUAAUAUACAUAAUGGCGAUGUUGCAGGAAGUAUAGACGAUAUUCAAUUGAAAAAUCCACUCUCAAUCAGUAAUUCAACUGGAUGUUUGUACGUUACAGAGGAAAUGCCGAGUGAUAGAAUAGUUCAAAUUCAGAUUGAUGACCCUUCUGACAAAGGAAGAGUGGUAGACCUUUCUAAUAUUCAUCUUAUUACAAAGAAAGAAUCAGACAAUCAACAAAUAUCUUCAUUAUCAUCCGAAGAAGACGAACCUCAAUGAUAUUGUAUUGACUCUUGAUAAAAGAUUAUUUUAAUAAAGUACAUUGACACCAAACCUCCUUUGUGACAGAAGUAAAUAAAAUAAUAAACAUUCAUAGUUUAAA